CUGUACAAUUAAACGGGUUCCCGAAAUAACAGUAUUCAUGUACAAAUUCUGUACAAUCUUCAUUUCAGCGCAACAUCAACGCACGUUUUAUCGGCACGCCUCACGUUAGGCUGCAACUUGUAAAUGCAUGGUUUAUGGGCAUUGUUUAUGACUUACUUCUCCGCGCACCUGCUGUGGUUUUUUUCGUGUUAGAGAUUGUUGUUUUGGUUAUGACGCCGCUUAUCUGCAGCCGUGUUCGAUCGUGCGCACUAAUACACGCUAAAUGCGGACUAAAAAAAUUAUCCCAUGAAGUUGAAGGAGCUCGAAAACAUUUUGGGAGCCCUGGAUGAUUUUCGGAACCCGCGCAUAGAUCUGGAGCAGUACGCCACGCAGCCACAUCUGGCAGCGCGAACCCUGUAUACCAUCGAGCAGUCAUUCGGGGAUAUCAGCGAUAAAAUCGUGGCUGAUUUGGGCUGUGGUCCCGGACGACUGGCGAUUGGGGCUUCUUUACUCGGCGCUGCAUUCUGCUGUGGGUUUGAUGUCGACGCUGAAUCUGCGGAAGUUUUUGUGGAAAACUGCCGGACGGCGGACGCAGUAAAAACGGACUGUAUCCUGUGUGACGUUUCGGGUUUGACACUCGGAAAAUACGAUGGACCGUUCAAAAAUUUCUUCGAUACGGUAAUCACGAAUCCUCCCUUUGGAACCAAGAAUAAUCAGGGCAUCGAUGUGCAGUUUUUGGAAGCCGGCCUGAAUUUGUCAAAAAAUUCUGUUUAUUCCUUCCAUAAAUCGGCGUGCCGACCGUUCCUUCUCAGGAAGGCCAAAGCGUGGCAAGUUUCUAUGGAAGUUGUCGCGGAAUUAGUGUUUGAUCUUCCUUCGUCGUACAAGAAGCACAAGAAAGAUUCUGUUGACAUAAAAGUUGAUUUUAUUCGAACGGCUCAUUUGCCGUAAUUUAACUUUUUUAUCGAUUUGAACUUGUCUUUCAGGUACUGCAUUGAAAUUUCUGUAUGAAAGAAAUAUUGGGAAGUACUGUAAAUGAAUAUCUGUUAAUUUUGAUACGUACAGAGUAUGCUUUUACGCAAAAUCAAUGUCAGUUGAAUACCGCUCCUUCUUGCAAUCUUGCUUCAUAUUUUUUUAUCACUCUUGAGAGUUGAAAUAAUGUGAGAUGCAGUAU
Messenger RNA from Paramacrobiotus metropolitanus, 1150 nucleotides. Its product is annotated as rRNA N6-adenosine-methyltransferase METTL5-like. Lineage: Eukaryota; Metazoa; Tardigrada; Eutardigrada; Parachela; Macrobiotidae. Gene Ontology annotation, molecular function: rRNA (adenine-N6-)-methyltransferase activity; nucleic acid binding. The record is from RefSeq and is a predicted model, not a curated record. The transcript has 2 exons. Bases 286 to 927 code for a protein of 213 amino acids. Gene Ontology annotation, biological process: rRNA methylation.